GGGCCAGAGGUUUCGUUUAGUUGUCCCUGCAGCUGGGGAAGGUAAAGCGGCGACGGCGGCUUCAGGAGCUGUGGGUUCCCCGGCUGGGAGCUGGGGGCUCGCGGGGAAAUCAUUUACUAUGUCACAGUAGAACAAAUAUGUGAAACUUCCUGCCAAUUUGUGAACAACUUGCUCAGAAGUUCUUCGAUGCCAUGUUCUGUGGCUUGCAUCAAAAAAGGAGUUUGUCUUCAUGAAGAUUCCUAACAUUGGUAAUGUGAUGAAUAAAUUUGAGAUCCUUGGGGUUGUAGGUGAAGGAGCCUAUGGAGUUGUACUUAAAUGCAGACACAAGGAAACACAUGAAAUUGUGGCAAUCAAGAAAUUCAAGGACAGUGAAGAAAAUGAAGAAGUCAAGGAAACGACUUUACGAGAGCUUAAAAUGCUUCGUACCCUCAAACAGGAAAAUAUUGUGGAGCUGAAAGAAGCCUUUCGUCGGCGGGGGAAAUUAUAUUUGGUAUUUGAGUAUGUCGAAAAAAAUAUGCUUGAAUUGCUGGAAGAAAUGCCAAAUGGAGUUCCACCUGAAAAAGUAAAAAGUUACAUCUAUCAGCUAAUCAAAGCUAUUCACUGGUGCCAUAAGAAUGACAUUGUUCAUAGAGAUAUAAAGCCAGAAAAUCUCUUAAUCAGCCACAAUGAUGUUCUGAAACUGUGCGACUUUGGUUUUGCUCGGAAUCUGUCAGAAGGCAAUAAUGCUAAUUAUACGGAAUAUGUGGCCACCAGGUGGUAUCGGUCCCCAGAACUCUUACUUGGAGCACCCUAUGGGAAGUCUGUAGAUAUGUGGUCAGUGGGCUGUAUUCUUGGAGAGCUUAGUGACGGACAGCCUUUAUUUCCUGGAGAAAGCGAAAUUGACCAACUUUUUACUAUUCAGAAGGUGCUAGGACCACUUCCAUCUGAGCAGAUGAAGCUCUUCUACAGUAAUCCUCGCUUCCAUGGGCUCCGGUUUCCAGCUGUCAACCAUCCUCAGUCAUUGGAGAGAAGAUACCUUGGAAUUUUAAACAGCAUUUUACUUGACUUGAUGAAGAAUUUACUGAAGUUGGAUCCGGCUGACAGAUAUUUAACAGAACAGUGUUUGAAUCACCCAACAUUUCAAACGCAGAGACUUUUGGAUCGCUCGCCUUCAAGGUCAGCAAAAAGAAAACCUUACCAUGUGGAAAGCAGCACUUUAUCUAAUAGAAACCAAGCCAGCAAAAGUACUGCUUUGCAGUCUCACCACAGAUCUAACAGCAAGGACAUCCAGAACCUAAGUGUGGGUCUGCCCCGGGCCGACGAAGGCCUUCCUGCCAAUGAAAGCUUCCUCAAUGGAAACCUCGCUGGAGCCACUCUUAGUCCCAUGCACACCAAAACCUACCAAGCGAGCAGCCAGCCUGGGUCUACCAGCAAAGACCUUACCAACAACAACAUACCACACCUUCUCAGCCCAAAAGAAGCCAAGUCAAAGACAGAGUUUGAUUUCAACAUUGACCCAAAGCCUUCAGAAGGCCCGGGCACAAAGUACCUCAAGUCGAGCAGCAGAUCACAGCAGAAUCGGCACUCAUUCAUGGAAAGCUCUCAGAGCAAAGCUGGCACACUGCAGCCCAGUGAGAAGCAGAGUCGGCACAGCUACAUCGACACCAUUCCCCAGUCCUCUAGGAGUCCUUCCUACCGGACCAAGGCCAAAAGCCACGGGGCGUUGAGUGAUUCCAAGUCUGUGAGCAACCUUUCCGAAGCCAGGGCCCAAAUCGCAGAGUCCAAUACCAGUAGGUACUUCCCAUCUAGCUGCUUGGACUUGAACUCUCCCACCAGCCCAACCCCCACCAGGCACAGCGACACGAGAACUUUGCUCAGCCCCUCGGGGAGAAACAACCGAAGUGAGGGCACUCUCGACUCUCGCCGAACCACAGCCAGGCAUUCAAAAACGAUGGAGGAGUUGAAGCUGCCCGAGCAUAUGGACAACAGCCAUUCCCAUUCGCUGUCUGCACCUCAUGAAUCCUUUUCUUACGGGCUGGGCUACACCAGCCCCUUCUCCUCUCAGCAGCGUCCACAUAGGCAUUCCAUGUAUGUGACCCGGGACAAAGUGAGAGCCAAAGGCUUGGACGGAAGCUUGAGCGUAGGGCAAGGGAUGGCGGCCAGAGCCAACAGCCUGCAGCUCUUAUCACCUCAGGUACAGCUGAGGGCCUUGACUGGAUCCGUUGGCUCACCAUGGGAAGGUGGUGCAGGGCUCAAUAGGCCCGGGGAACAGCUCCCUCCAGAGAUGACUGUGGCACGACCUUCUGUUAAAGAACCUUCCAGAGAAGGCACCUCUUCAUUCCAUGCGCGGCAAAAGUCUGAGGGUGGAGCGUAUCAUGACCCUCACUCAGACGAUAGCACCGCCCCCAAAGAAAAUAGACAUCUAUACAAUGAUCCGGUUCCGAGGAGAGUUGGCAGCUUCUACCGAGUGCCGUCUCCACGUCCAGAAAAUUCUUUCCAUGAGAAUAAUGUGUCAACCAGAGUUUCAUCACUACCAUCAGAAAGCAGUUCUGGAACUAACCACUCAAAAAGACAACCAACGUUCGAUCCAUGGAAAAGUCCCGAAAACAUUAGUCAUUCCGAACAGCUCAAGGAAAAGGAAAAACAAGGUUUUUUCAGGUCAAUGAAAAAGAAAAAGAAGAAAUCUCAAACAGAACUCUACAGGCAAGUUGUGAUCUGCCCGAAGUCGCACAUUCGGUUGGGAAAAAUAGAGACAGAUUCCACCAACGGGGAGAAUCCAAGCAUCAAGAAAUCCCUCUUUCCUCUUUUUAAUUCAAAGAAUCAUUUAAAGCAUAGUUCUUCUUUGAAAAAGCUUCCUGUAGUCACUCCACCCAUGGUGCCCAAUUCCGAAGGCCCCGAUCUUCUGACACUGCAGAAAGCCAUUCACUCUGCUAGUACCCCGAGCAGCAGACCAAAGGAGUGGCGUCCUGAGAAGAUCUCUGAUCUACAGCCCCAAAGCCAGCCGUUAAAAUCACUGCGAAAGCUGUUGCAUCUCUCUUCAACCUCCAAUCACCCAGCUUCCUCAGACCCCCGCUUCCAGCCAUUAACAUCUCAACAAGCCAAAAAUUCCUUCUCAGAAAUUCGGAUUCAUCCCCUGAGCCAGGCCUCUGGCGGGAGCAGCAACAUCCGGCAGGAGCCCACACCAAAGGGCAGGCCAACCCUCCAGCUGUCAGGUCAGAUGGACCCUGGUUGGCACGUGUCCUCUGUGACCCGGAGUGCCACAGAGGGGCCUUCCUAUUCUGAACAGCUGGGUGCGAAGAGUGGGCCAAAUGGGCACCCUUAUAACAGAACAAAUCGGUCUCGAAUGCCAAAUCUGAAUGAUUUAAAAGAGACAGCUUUGUAAAGUGUGCUUGGGGCGGGAGUAGGGGGGAC
This is a messenger RNA of Pteropus alecto (black flying fox), 3390 nucleotides long. It is a transcript of the gene CDKL5, whose product is annotated as cyclin dependent kinase like 5. The transcript is spliced from 20 exons. The record is from RefSeq and is a predicted model, not a curated record. Bases 230 to 3361 code for a protein of 1043 amino acids. Gene Ontology annotation, molecular function: ATP binding; protein kinase activity. Gene Ontology annotation, cellular component: nucleus; dendrite cytoplasm. Lineage: Eukaryota; Metazoa; Chordata; Mammalia; Chiroptera; Pteropodidae. Gene Ontology annotation, biological process: protein phosphorylation; regulation of dendrite development; positive regulation of axon extension.